AUGAGCAGGCCGCUUAGUGAGAGGCGGAGCAGCGGGACAGGCGAGAAGAUGGAGGCAGCGGCCGCAGAGCGGGGUCCGGCAGCUGCUGGCGGCGUUGCGCCCCUGAGGCCGCGGGCUGCGGCGGUGCCGGAGCGGCUGCAGCGGCGGGAGGCGGAGCGGCAGCGGGAAGCGGAGCGGCGGCGGCAGGAGAAGGCGGCCCAGGCGGUGCAGGAGGAGCAGAGCGGGUUCUUCGCGGCCGCCUUCUCCCGGGAGCGGGCGGCCAUCGAGGCGCUGCUGGGGCCCGGCCCGGGCCAGGCGGAGGCGGAGGAGGCGCUGGAGGAGGCAGCCGCCCGGCUGCAAGGGCUGCAGAAGCUCCUCACCGACAGCGUCCGCUUCCUGGCGCCGUACGAGGUGCGGCAGGCGCAGGAGGCGCUGAGCCGGCUCCAGGGGGCCCUGACGGCCAAGCGCCAGAGCUGCAGCCCAAGAAGCGAUUCGCCUUCCGGGCCCGCAGGAAGGAGGCGGAGUCCGCCCCGCCGCCCGCCCCGGCCUGCCAGCUGCCCGCGGAGUCCGCCCCGCCGCCCACCCCGGCCUGCCAGCUGCCCGCGGAGUCCGCCCCGCCGCCCGCCUCGGCCGGCCAGCUGCUCGCGGAGGGCGAAGGGAGCGGCCCCCCCACUGUGCGGCUUCAGCCGGGCCGAAGCCCAGACGCUGGAGCUUGGCCCCUCGGAGCUUUUGCAGCGCGAUGUGCUGCUGGCCGAUCUGAGUGACUGCCGGGUGCUUCUUCGCGGCAACCCCAACACUCUCCGGGUACGGGACUGCCGGGGCUGCACCGUGCUCUGUGGGCCCGUCUCCACCUCGGUGCUGGUGGACGGGUGUAGCGACUGCCUCCUGGUCCUGGCCUGCCAGCAGCUCCGCACCCACCGCACCCGGGACAGCCGGAUCUACCUGCAGGUGACCAGCCGGGCUAUGGUGGAGGACUGCAGUGGCGUCCGCUUCGCCCCCUACACCUGGAGCUACCCAGGCAUCGAGGGCGACUACGAGUCCUCUGGACUAGACAGAGGUAGGAACAACUGGAACCUGGUGGAUGACUUUGACUGGCUGGCCAGAGAUGAGCCCUCGCCCAACUGGAGCGUGAUCCCUGAGCAGGAGAGAAUCACCCAGUGGGACUGAAUGAGGGCUGCAAAGGAAAAACUUUCCACCCUAGAGGAGCUCUGAGACUGCAGAGGAAACUUGUGACUGUACAGCAGGUCCCAGCAUAGCUGCAAAUAAAACUAUCUUUAAUUCAUUCUAAAAUAACUUAAUAGCAGUUUGUGGGUCUUUAAAUCCUGAAUUAUAAUGUGGGAUUAAACUACUUGUUCUAAACUGCUAUACAUUGAUGUGCUAUGAUAGAGGCUGGUAACCACUGCAGUAUCCCUGUGACAACUCUUUAGGGCUUCUGUGAUUUGUACGCUGUUUUCCUGCUCACUGGCAAUGAGCCUCUAAAUAAAGGUAUGCUGCUGCCUACUUGUUCAGCUGGAUAAAAUCUGAAUUGCCUUGUGGUGAUGUACAUUUCAGUGGACCAGGAAAUUUAAUGCUCACACUCCUGAGUUCUAUAGGAUAUUACACUUUCUGACUCUGUCUUCACUAGCGUGUGUUCUUCAUAGUAGGUAAUGUGGUAAAAGUUUUUCAGAGAGGUGGAAUUUUUCCAUUGCCCUAGUGCUGUCUGCACUGAGGUUUAGGUUGACUAAAAUUCACACUCCUGAGAUGUAGGUUCACAACCCUAAACUGUGUAGUUAGAUCAGCCUAAAUUUUCAGCAUACACCUAGCAGUUACUUUAGUCUGCUAAUGUGGGUGAAAACUACAACUUGCCUUGUCUUCAUUAGGCUUUUACAAUAUGUUGGCCACUAAGGUAAGAACCUCCCUCUUUUCCUGGUGGGAGGCUAACCCUUUUCUCACGGUUUUGAUCUCAAGUUAACUUGAGAAUCAGUUAACUCAAGGUAAAUAUGUUCAUAAAUGCUGUUCUGGGUGCUAAGGGACAAAUGGUUGUAGCCUGAAACAGCUAUUUGGGAAGUAUCCAGAUUAGCCAUUACAAACAUUAAUUGGCAAAUCAGUUAACUCGAGAUAAAAAGUAGUGUAAACAAGUUCUUAGAGAACAUAUUUAAGGUAUGCAAUAGGUGAUUUGGUACCACAGAGGUCUUGCUCUAGUAAUAUGGUACAGUUAUCUAAAGGGGUUGAAUUGAUGUGGAAUGUUUGGGGAGGAUGGUUUAGAGAGAACUUCCUUGCCUCUUUCUCCCCUCCCCCC
Gopherus flavomarginatus (Mexican gopher tortoise) is the source of this 2257-nucleotide messenger RNA. RefSeq names its product tubulin folding cofactor C (gene TBCC). The record is from RefSeq and is a predicted model, not a curated record. Gene Ontology annotation, biological process: tubulin complex assembly; post-chaperonin tubulin folding pathway. Gene Ontology annotation, cellular component: cytoplasm. Lineage: Eukaryota; Metazoa; Chordata; Testudines; Testudinidae. Gene Ontology annotation, molecular function: tubulin binding.